AACUCCCUGAAUAAUUACUCUUCUGUGAAAGGAGGUACAGCAUGGAUUGGUGAAAAGUUAGUUGUUCAUCAAUAUGGGGUGUGGAACAAGCAGUCAAACAGUAGAGAGCCCCAAGGGAGCGGGGUCAGGGCACCAAACCAGGAGAACCAGCAACACCCAAGGCCGUGCUGAUGGUAUUGUGGCAGAAAAUCCAACAGUACAAAAUAUGGGACAAGCAAGUACAACAAAGCAAGUAGAAAGACAAAGUGGAAUAUCAGAAAAAGAAGCAAUACGGUCCUCCUCCAGGGAAAACUCACAGUUGUCUGUAAAAAGCAAUGGUGUAAUUAAAGAGGAAACUAAGGAUCAGGUGUCUAUAAAAUCUAGUAGUUUGUCAAAUUGCAAAGAAGACAAACAAGAGAGUGAUCUGUCUGAAGAAAAGGCUCAAGAUGGGAAGAAGGAAGAAAAUGUAGUGGAAAAUGAGAAUCUGCAAAUAGCUAUGGAAGAGAGACCAUUAUCUGGAGCUGAUGGUAUGUCUGAUGUCAAAGAAAGGGAAUCAAGAGAAGAGGAAACCAAAGAAGCUGAUAUAAAGGAAGAAAAUAGGAUGGAAGAUGAGAAUCCACAGUUGAUGAAUGAGGACAGACCAUUGUCUGCAGAAGAGAGUAAAGUCAAUGCUGAUGACUCUUCUAACAUUGAACCAAUCACAAAAGAGGAUUCACAGCUGUCAAUCAUGUCUGCUUUCAGUGGAGCAUCCAAUGGUAUCAUUUCUAUGACAGAGGAUGAUAAAAUAACAGCAGAAGAAUCGGCAGCUUUGGUUGCUAACGUGAUACAGAUGGCAAAUGAAAAUGUUCAACAACUGGAGGAAAUGGAGGAAGAAAAUGACAGCAGCCUUAAUGAGGGGUCAGUUCAAAGUGUGAAAGAUGAAGAGUGGGCGUCAUCGUCAUCAUUGAAUGAAGAUAAAGAAGAUAAGGCAGAAACGACUUCUAAACCACGGACCGCAGGACAGGUUUCACUUCAUGAAAAAUCAAAGGGAGAGAAGCAGGAGGAAAAUACUGUAUCAAAUGAAGAUAAACCAAGGGAGAUAAUCAAUGAUAAUGUCUGUGAUGAAUCCACAGAGUUACCUCCCCUACCUCAGAGGGAAAGGCCUGCAAAUUUUAAAUGUCUCACAGCUUUUGGUCACUCCAAAUGGCCAAUUAGAAAUUUUGCGAAGUUAGACUUCAAUGUUAACUCUGGCCAUGGAGGCUGUGCUGGAUUGCUCCUGGCAUCAGAUUUCUACGGAGGGGCAGGGAAAUGCUGCAACUCGAGGAUCUCCUUCCUCAGGUGUGGCUUUGACUGUAACCAUUUCAGCCAUGCUAAUCUAAAGGACAGCAAAGGGGAGCACUUCGGCCCAGAACAGAAAUAUAUUGUGGAUGAGGAAGGGGGAUUUCUGGGAGACCUGCAAUUCGGAAGCAACCAUGUGAUGUUGCUGACCAACGAUUCCAAGAACGGCAGGCUCGGUAAUGGGUUUAUGGUGGAGGCGUCCGGGAACGAGACUGAUCUGUGUGUCAAUGUGAAUGGGUCAGAAGGAUCCAAAAAUGGUGGGGGGACCACCUUAAUCUUAUGCAGUGGAACAGAGGAAAACAAGCCUGUAACAGCCAUCUACAUGAUCAGCACUGGUGGGAAGGAGAAUUAUAUGGCCAGUAGUUUAAUGUCAGGAGGUGACAAGUGGAAGUUUGGGGUGACAGCUCGUAACACUCUAAGUGUGAGUGGUCCCAGUGACAGUCGCUAUGCAGUGUACCACAACAGAGAAGAGCUUGUCUUACAAGAGCCAGGAAUGAAGCAGUCAAACGUUCUGAUGACCCAAGCUUGGGAUGGAACAGAACCCACAGUACUGGCAGACGAUGUUCCCUCACAUGGCUGCUUUGUUGUCCUCUGCUCCAACAGCUCUGGAGCUGACGAUCAUACUUGCGCUGCAUUUUACCUUGUUUCUGUCGAAGCAGAUGGCAUUGCUUAUAAGCUGGUGAGUAAACUUCAUGGAGAAGGCUACACCACGGGAGAUUUGUGGAAGUUUGAGAAGUCUGGGAACACCAUAAUUGUGACUGGUCCAAAAGGCCCCUGUCGCUAUGUGGUUCUGUCUAACAAUGAAUACAAGGACCAGCAGUAUAUAUUCCAGGACGUGUGUCUGGCCACCGGCUCACCUCAGCCAAUCAGAGGACAGGUGGAGAUCACCAUGCAAGGAGUACAGGGCAUUGUGGAGAAACCCAGCAAAAUUUGCAUCCAGGUUGAUGGGAAAGUUGUAAGAAUAUUUGAACCAGACAACCUGAAGAAAGUCAAAGACGGAUUUGGAUUCAAGCGGCUCUGGAAGUCAAGAGAACUCCAUUGUGGGGCAAAUUUGAUCAAGGUCACCAUUCUGGGGAAACAUGUGACAUUGGGUACGGAGGAGGUGAUUCCCCUGCAGGGAUCCCCCUGCCAGCUGGAGGUACAGAAGGACUUGGUGUACUAUGGUUUGAACUGUGGGGGACCCACUUAUACUGCCCUCAAUGGUGUCACUUACACCAGCGAGCACAGACAGUUUGCCAGCUUCACCUACGAUUUCAACUGUGGGUCCCGAUGUUUGGCUUAUGGAAAGAGUUGUGGAUUAGUGACCAUUUAUGAGCUAAUAAACAACACUCACGAUGGAUUUCUGUAUGCCACGGUCAGAACAAAGUACACAGAACCCCUCGAUGAGCAGAAAGUUAUUUACACUGUGAAGUCGCUACAGAUUCCUGAUGGACAGUAUAUACUACGCUUGCAUUAUGUCGGUAAAGGCUAUAAAACACACAGCAUUUCCUUUAACGGGCAAUCCAUUGCAUCCCAGGUUGCUGCUGCCGGAGAUAAAGUGAUGGAUAUCGGGGAGCAGGGUCUGACAGCAUUCCAUGCAGACAUACUGGUCACCAUCAACAACAACCAGUUUGUGUUGAAUUCCAUGGCUCCCAUUGCAGGCUUCGCUCUGUUAGACAAGGCCUUCAAAGACCCCCAAAAGUCUGAGGAGGAACUCAGGAACGAUAGAGAGGAGAAAUCCAGAUUAUCAGACAAAAUCGAGCCAGUAACAAGAGCCAUGUUGAGGAAAGAAAUGGAGAUUGUGGGUUGGUCUCAAAACCUGUUAAAAAACUUCAGUGGUGAGGAAGGCGACUUAUCCCAUUGGAAUAUAAGUGGUGACUGGGUUAUCCAUGAAGGCGGGUAUAACACAGAGAAAGCCUUCAAGACGUCAAACAUGUGGUGCACCAAAUACCAGGAAGUGGACCUGACCCAGCACUUCUCAGAGCAGUACCUAGACACAGCACCGGACAUACAGGUGACAGAGUGGUACAGAGAAGGGGUGUGUGGAGGUGGGCACUACAAAAUGGAGGCUCAUCUGCUGGACGGCGAAGGCAAUCCUAUCAAGAGUCAUGUGAUGCCGGAAACGGGCCGCAUCUACCGUAACAAUAAGUGGGAGCAGAGUGGGACCGUGUUCUCAAACUACGGACCAGGGGUCAGAUACGUGUCCAUCGAGAGCUCAGGGAAGGAUGACAAGUAUUGGGGCGGCCAUUAUGGAGUUAUUAUGUCAAACUCGGUCAUCCGUGUCAAACGUGAAGUCCACUCAGCCGAGGGCGACAAAUUUGAAGAUAUUGAAAUGGACCCUGAUGACAACUCUAAGCUGUCCAGCAAAGUGGAUGGUCUGGUGGGGAAGGUUUUGACGGACAACAGCGAGCUGCUUAAAAACUAUCUACAGGAUCUAGUUGUCCCUGUACUUGAUGAGAAGUUUGAGAAACAAGUCGAGAUAAAACCAGAGGCACCGUCCGGACGAGUCAGCAAGCCGCGGGUCAAGCGGAAGAAGAGGGAGAUCCGGGUGUUCGUAUCCAGUACAUUCAAGGACUUCUCCCAGGAACGCGAGGAGAUCAUCAAGAAGAGCUUCAGAGAGAUUAAUAAACUGUGUGCAGAGAGGGGAAUCUUCUUUACCUAUGUGGACCUCAGAUGGGGAAUUUCAACAGAGCAAUCAGACAAUGGGAAAACUAUAGCUAUUUGUUUGAAGGAGAUUGACCGUUGUCGUCCUUAUUUCCUGUGUCUGAUGGGAGAGAGGUUUGGCUGGUCACAGAAGGUUGGCACUGACGAUAAAUUGCUCUCAAAGACGUACGAUUACGCCAUCGAGAAUGAGAAGUCCCUGAAAUGGAUAGAGAAUCACAGAUAUGAUACCAGUGUUACUCAGCUGGAAGUCCUGCAUGGGGUCCUUAAUGACGUUGAGGCUAAUCAUGACAAAACCUUCUUCUACCUCAGGAACCCAGUGCAGAUGGGCAGCAUGGACGAGAAGGAACAUAAGAAAUUCAAAGCUGAGUCUGAGUGGCAUUUUGAGAAACAGAACAUGUUACGACACAUGAUAGAGGAGCAUGCCGGCAAGAUCAAUGUCAGGAAAUUCUCCCUCCCGGCCGAGGUCUCCAAUAUGAUCAAGGAGGAUUUACAGGCAUGCAUAGAGCAGGAUUUUCCUGUAGGAUCAGAAUUAACUCCCCUUGAGCGUGAGAGAGAGGCUCACCAGGCAUUUGCUGAUGUUCGCUGCCAGGUGUACAUCGGCAGGCAGGAGUACUUCACUCAGAUUGAUGAGAAACUGGAGGCAGGAAUUGGGGAACCUAUGGUCCUACUGGGGGAGUCAGGCUGUGGAAAAUCGGCACUGGUAGCCAACUGGGCAGAGAAAACUCGGACUAAAUACCCAGAGGCCUUCAUGUUUGUCCACUUCAUCGGAAGUUCUGCUGAAAGUGCUGGAUACUUGAAGCUGUUAAGAAGAUUGUAUGAGGAGAUGAAGGCUUUCUAUGGACUGGAUAUGGAGGUCCCUACCUCUGAGAUGGCAUUGGUGAGAGACCUCAGCAAGUGGCUGAAGGCUUGCAGCAGGAAACAGAAACUGAUCAUUGUUCUGGAUGCACUCAACCAGCUGGAUGAUGGCUCCAAGGAAGAUGGUGUGGAGCAUGACCUUCAUUGGAUACCUGGCAAACUUCCAAAGAAUGUGUUUAUUCUGUUGUCAACUUUACCAGGAAGGGCAAUGAAUGCUGUGGUCAAGUUUGGCUGGCCCACUAUGAAGGUGUCUCCCUUAGACAAUUCUCAGAAAAUGGAGAUUAUUACGGGGUAUUUGGAGGGGAUCUACGGUAAAACCCUCAGCCAGGAGCAGAAGGAGAUGAUAGUAGAGGCCAAGCAGACCAACAACCCCCUCUAUCUCCGCUCCCUGCUGGACGAGGUGAGGAUGUACGGGAACUUCCGCAUGUUAACACAGAAGAUACAGGAUUAUCUACUGGCAGACAGCCCUGGCGUGCUCUUCACAAAAAUCCUCGAAAGACUCGAGGGCGAUUUUAAUGAGGAAAACUCUUCUAAGAACAUAGUCCAGGAAACCACCACUGCCCUGUGGUGCUCAAACCGCGGGAUGGCUGAGAGCGAACUAGUGGAACUCCUCGAGGUACCUAUGGCUGUGUGGUCUCCGUUUUACAUGAGCCUGACGGACAGCCUGGUCAACAAGGAUGGGAUCCUGAACUUUUUCCAUGACCAUCUGCGGCAGGCGGUGGAGAGGAAGUACCUGAGCACCGCAGAGGACAAGAGAGCCACCUACCACAAACUGGCUGACUACUUCGCCACUAAAGAAUUGACAGACAGAGUGGUGGAUGAGCUGCCCUUCCUGUUGGCCAAGGCCGGGGAGCUGGAGAGACUUAAGGCGACCAUCAGUGAUCUCAGCGUGUUCCAAAGGCUGAGUCAGGAGGAGGACCGCAAGUUUGAGCUCAUCAAGUCCUGGCAGAUUCUAGGUGACUAUAACCUGGUAAAAGAGGAAUACUUCAAGAAGCUCUCGGAAAUCCCGGAGUCUGAGCGGGGCACAGAGAACUACUCCAACCUCCUGGAUAAGUUAGGUGGUUUCUUUGUGGACCUUGGGCUGUAUGAGGCUGCCAGAACUGUGUAUGAGAUGUUGGUUGCUGAUCUUGAGGCUCGGUACAGGGAGAGCCACACCACUGUAGUCUACAACGCCUUCGCUCAGAACUGGAAGUACAGAAUAGAACAUCCACAAGUUCUUAAUGCUCUGCAGAAGCUUGGGUUGAUUUGUGAGAAACUGAUGGAACUGGAUGCCAGUGAGUACUAUUACAAGGACGCCACCACCAGGCAGAACAGAGUGGUCACCCCCUCACAGAAAUUACAGUUGUGUAAGAGUCUGUUGGGGUUAGCCAGUGUCAUGAACUUGAAGAACAACAUGCCCCAGUCCCGGAAACUCCUGAUCCGAGCCCUGGAACUGGCCACGGAAGUCCUGGGGAUGCAGCAUCACUUUGUAGCAACCAUACUGAAUAAGCUUGGAGUGUUGGGGUACACCCAGAGUCGUGUGGACGAGGCCCUGGCCUACUACCUACAGGACUUGAAGCUGACCCGCAGUGAAGUGGGGGUCACUCAUCCCCGCGUGGCCCGCAUCCUGGGCUCCAUUGGGAUGGUGUACGACGACAAGAAUGACAAGAUGGCAGGUGAACUGUAUGAGAGCAGCCUCGCCAUGUUGCUGGACACGUAUGGAUCAGCUCAUGUUGAUGUGGCCACUGCUAGAUAUAACCUUGGAACCUUUUACUUUGCCACUAACUACUACGCUAAGGCAAAGUUCCAGUUUCAGGAGGCCUAUGAUGUCUACAAGGCCUUUCUCUCUGAUGAUCAUCCCGACACACAGGCAGCCAAAAAGGCCCUAGAGGCAGUGCCUUAACAAAAUUAUGUACAGACAGAUGGGCUCUGAAAAAUAAACAACUGUCCCAGAUUUAAGUUUAAAAAAAGGGCUUUGAUGGAGAAUGUCAAAUUGCUUGAAAGUUUCUGGAAAUCAACUUUGUUUAUUUAUUUACAGUAUUGACUGUAUUGUUGCAAAACCUUUUUUAUUUAUUCUACAUAUUUAUAUUGUCCAUACUGUGAUAUUAACCUUUUUUGUGGCAAAUUUCAUAUAUCCCAUAUCUUUACAUUGUUAAUAUUACCAAGUUAGCCAUUUUUGUGGCAAAAAUGUCCGAUAUUAUUGUUCUUGUUACUACAGUAUGUAGUUUGCUGGAAUUAUUGGUCAUUAUUGGUCUAUUUGAUGCUAUAUGACAUUUUUUUUAUUUAGAUAUUUCAGUGUUUAGAGGUUUUGUUUUGAUUUAAACCAAGUUUAAGAUUUGAGGAUUUUUAGAAUCAUAUACCAAAGAUGUGCUAGUUGUAUUAAAACAAGGUUUUUAGACAGUAUUGAAGGAGUUAGGUAUAGCUGUGUUAAAAUGUUUAUGUAGCUUACAGCUGGCUUAGAAGCCUGUUAAUGACUACAGGCCAUGCAUAAAUACUCAGAUUUCUCAAAUGGUUUUUUUUCUCCACUUAAUUGCACCAUGGACAUGUACAUAAAACUUUGGUUUUAAGUAUACUACAGUUGUAGAUUUUAUUCCUUUCACAAAGUUUUCAGGCUAAUAGCACCAACUAAUCUGUGUCCACUUCUUAUGUUACAGUAGAAAAAUGAUUUGGUUUUCAUGACUGGUGAAAGCACAUAUGUUGUCUACAAAGCUGUUUCAUGACCCUCAACCAAAGUCAUUAGAUGAAGGUCAGGGUCAUGUAACCUUGUUCAAUUUUGGUUUUAUUGCAUCCAAAAAUUUUUGAUUUACACAGAAUUUCAUGUUUUGGGAAUAAAGGGAGUCACUGUGAAUCUGAGGGUACAUCUGAUUAUCAGGGAAACUUUGUUGAACAUCAGUAUGUGAUUUAUAUAAACUUUGUGGUCCGUGGUUUUACUGCAAAGAGACAUCAGAGGUUCGUAGUUGGCACCACUAAUGUUCAUUAUCUUGAGCAUUGAGAAAUACUGCGUAUCCUAUCUUUUUUUACAUUAAAUUAUUAUACAUGUCUUAAUUUAAAUGAGGUUUUUUGGCCGAAUCUGUAUUAGGACAUGAAUUUCUUUCUGACAGCUGUGGUUUAUUUAUCUUUAUACAUUUACAUGUAUAUUUUUAUUUAUAUGAUAUGUAUUUUGGGUUUUUUUUCACUCUGUCUCAUAAAUUUUGUAAUGUGAUGAAUAUUUCCACAAUUUGUAUUUUAUUUUACAUAUGUAACUGGCUGUGGUAUUUUAUGACAAUCAUUUGUUGUAUAUUGUUUUGCCUGUAAUAUAAAGUUAAUAACAAAGAAUUAAACAGUAUUUAUCCCAAAUACAGGGUCCUUAAAAAUAAUGACUGUAUCUUUAAUGAUAUUUCUUUUUUAAUUGGUGUGUGUGUUUUGUGUGUAUUUUGAGGUCUUGUGGGUCAAAUAUUUUGACUCCUAUGACCUAUGAGCCUUUUUAUACAUGAAUGUACAGUUUAACUUUGAUAUCUCGAACACUGAUAUCUGGAUUACAAAGAAUAUGUCCAAGUGAUUUGUAAGUCCCAACCACUUAUUUUAUAUGUAUUUUACCUUCGAUAACUCAAAUACUCAGAUAUGUCGAAGUUUUUGAACAGUCCCAUCUAGUUCGAGAAAACGAAGUUUGACUGUAUACACAUUAUUGUUUUUUCAUGGAAAGAUGGUUUCAUUUUAUGAAAUUGUUUAAGAAUGCAUUGAAGUUUACUCAUUUGGAGUAAAUCAAGAUAGUUAUAGUGCAAGAUGCAGGUGAUAUUGAACUUGUAAAUUAAAACUUUGUUAAUCUUGCUAACAGCAUUUAAAGGUGGUUUAGGACACUUGUCAAUAUGAAAUUCAUAUUAUGAAUGUGGAUUAAAGUACAUUUUAAUCAAAAUACUUAAACCAUUUUCAAAUUUUUACAUUUUUUGACCCAAAAAAAGUUUGUUUUAAAUUUUUUGGAAAGGUAAAAGUUUCAAAAGCUCUAGUAUGAUUAAAACUCAUGACUUACAGAUUCCCUGUCAACGCUCUAAUUCAUUGCGCUAGGCUGUUACGAGAGAAUAUAGGUAUAGGAACAGUUUUUUAAAUUAUACCUGAUUUUAUUUGUUAAUUCAAUUGAAUUGUUACAAUUAUAGGAGGUGUCCCAUUCCACCUUUAAUUUAUUUAAUACUGUAUUUACAGUGUAUAUCUAUUGAUUAAAACACUCCGUCCUGUAAGCUGUACAUCUCUGUGAUUUCAUAUAUUAAACGUUUUAAGUCCAAAA
Magallana angulata is the source of this 9031-nucleotide messenger RNA. RefSeq lists its product as uncharacterized. The transcript has 34 exons. The record is from RefSeq and is a predicted model, not a curated record. The coding region runs from base 74 to 6676 and encodes 2200 amino acids. Gene Ontology annotation, cellular component: Cul4-RING E3 ubiquitin ligase complex. NCBI's taxonomy places the organism in Eukaryota, Metazoa, Mollusca, Bivalvia, Ostreida, Ostreidae. Gene Ontology annotation, molecular function: protein binding.